AUGGCCCAGUUAGAAGAUUCUGAAUUGGUUAAAACUCGAGAAGAUGUCUUAGCAGAAAUUGUUCGUCUUCAUGGAGUACCGAAGUCAAUCAUUUCAGAUAGAGACCCUAAAUUUACAUCAAAGUUUUGGAUGAGUUUGCAAAAAGCUAUGGGAACUAAUCUGAAAUUUAGCACAGCCUUUCAUCCUCAAACAGAUGGGCAAUCUGAACGAACCAUUCAAAUACUUGAAGAUUUGUUACAAGCUUGUGUCAUGGAUUUUGGAGGGUCAUGGAGUAAGCAGAAAAGUUAUGCAGAUCCCAAGCGACGGGAUGUUACAUUCCAACCUGGUGAUCAUGUCUUUCUACGAGUAUCCCCAAUGAAAGGAAUCAGACGUUUUGGGAAGAAAGGCAAGUUGAGCUCUAGGUUUAUUGGACCUUUUGAAAUCCUGGAAAAGGUUGGGCAAGUAGCUUAUCGAUUGGCUUUACCUCCAUCAUUGUCAGCUGUGCAUAAUGUAUUUCAUGUUUCCAUGCUGAGGAAGUAUGUAUCUGAUCCAAUGCACGUGUUGAGUUAUGAAGCCUUGGAAUUGCAACCUGACUUAUCAUAUGAUGAACAACCAGUGCAAAUUCUGGAUAGGAAGGAAAAGGUCCUUCGAACUAAAACCAUAUCGUUGGUUAAAGUACUCUCGAGGAAUAGCAAAGUGGAAGAAGCCACUUGGGAACUAGAAUCUGAUAUGAAGACUCAGCAUCUUGAAUUGUUUAGGUAG
Molecule: messenger RNA, 741 nt
Organism: Cannabis sativa
Lineage: Eukaryota; Viridiplantae; Streptophyta; Magnoliopsida; Rosales; Cannabaceae
Exons: 3
Coding region: 1-741 (246 amino acids)
Biological process (GO): DNA integration
Molecular function (GO): nucleic acid binding
Source: RefSeq, a predicted model, not a curated record